Fonsecaea multimorphosa CBS 102226 is the source of this 882-nucleotide messenger RNA. RefSeq lists its product as uncharacterized. Lineage: Eukaryota; Fungi; Ascomycota; Eurotiomycetes; Chaetothyriales; Herpotrichiellaceae. Gene Ontology annotation, biological process: triglyceride catabolic process; phosphatidic acid biosynthetic process. Gene Ontology annotation, molecular function: acylglycerone-phosphate reductase (NADP+) activity; triacylglycerol lipase activity. The record is from RefSeq and is a predicted model, not a curated record. Gene Ontology annotation, cellular component: lipid droplet; endoplasmic reticulum. The transcript has a single exon. The coding region runs from base 1 to 882 and encodes 293 amino acids.
AUGGGUCGUACCGUGCUCAUUACUGGCUGCUCCGACGGCGGCCUCGGCGCUGCGCUCGCAAAAGCAUUCCAUGAAAACGGUGACCGCGUCUUUGCAACAGCCCGGGACCCUCGCAAAAUGGCCUCCCUGACAGCGCUCGGGAUUGAGACACUGCAGCUGGAUGUUUUGUCGGAAGAAUCCAUCAAGGCAUGUGUGGAAAAGGUCUCCUCAAUGACAAGUGGUUCACUGGACAUCUUAAUCAACAACGCCGGAGCAGGGUACACUAUGCCCAUGCUGGACGCCUCGAUUCCAGAGAUCCAGAAGCAAUUCGAGCUUAAUGUUUGGGCCGUUUUACGAACAUCCCAGCUAUUUUUCCCACUGAUUCGCAAUUCCAAUUCGAAGAUGCUUGUCAACAACACCAGCGUCAACUCAGUCGUCGGUCUUCCCUGGCAAGGACCUUAUAACGCCUCUAAAGCCGCGAUAGCCAGCUUCACCGAGACGCUUCGCCUUGAGCUGCAACCCUUUGGCAUAAAAGUGAUUGAUCUAAAGACUGGUGCUGUGAGGUCCAAGUUCUUCGAAAACACAUCGGCAUUGACGUCGCAUACGUCAGUUCCAAAUGACAGCGUCUAUGCAGCGGCUAAGGACAAAAUUGAAGAAUAUAUGGCCAAAGGCCCCGAGGGUCACUUUGUGGAAGCAGAUGCCUGGGCUAAAAGAGUGCUGCGCGAUUUGUCGAAGCAUUCACCGCCUCAUCAGGUCUGGCGCGGUGGCGGCGCUUCUUUACUGUGGUUCGUCGCAACCUUCGUCCCCAUUGGGUGGAUGGACUCCAAAAUCAAGAAAUUAGUGGGCCUAGAUGUCGUGGAGAGACGGAUCAAGCAAGAAGAGCAGACAAGGAAAUCGACAUAG